CACGAUCGAGCGUACUAGCGCAAGUUGUAGGAGAGUGGGACAUGCCGUCGUAACUGUGGAGUGUUGUGAAAGUGAUUUAUGAAGUUGUCGGAGCCACAGGGGAUUUGGACAAGAAGCGCCUUCAGUACACAUGUUCCAAGAAUGACCAUGUGGAAGCUAGUUCUGUACCUGUUUUACACAGUAGCGCUAAUUUUAUUGGCAGUGCAGCCGUGCCAGUCACAGCACGCCAGCGAGUCCGUUGAUGCAAAGAUCUCCGAGUUCUUCAGAUCUGGCCACACUAACAACUGGGCUGUUCUCGUGUGCACAUCGAGAUUUUGGUUCAACUACCGGCACGUCGCGAACGUGCUUUCCAUCUACCGAAGUGUGAAGCGUUUCGGCAUUCCCGACAGCCAGAUAAUUUUGAUGAUCGCCGAUGACAUGCCUUGCAACCUUCGCAAUCCGAAACCGGCCACCGUGUUCAAUAAUGCUCACCACCACAUCAACGUGUACGGCGACAAUGUGGAAGUCGAUUACAGAGGGUAUGAGGUCACAGUGGAGAACUUCAUCCGUAUCCUGACAGGGCGCCUGCCUGCCAACACUCCACGCUCGAAGCGACUUUUAACGGAUGAGUACAGCAACAUUCUCAUUUACAUGACAGGUCAUGGUGGGGAUGGAUUCCUCAAGUUCCAAGAUUCUGAAGAAGUCACCAAUGUUGAGCUGGCUGAUGCAUUUGAGCAGAUGUGGCAGAAACGGAGGUACCAUGAGAUUUUCUUUAUGAUUGACACAUGUCAGGCAGAGUCCAUGUUCAAGCGUUUUUACUCGCCUAACAUCCUUGCCGUGGCCAGCAGCAAGAUUGGCGAGGACUCUCUCUCGCACCAUGGUGACCCGACAAUAGGAGUGUAUGUCAUUGAUCGGUACACUUACUAUGCACUCAUGUUCCUUGAGGAGGUUAGCACCAACAACACCAAGACUAUGGCCCAAUUUUUACGCGUCUGUCCCAAGUCAGUGUGCAUCUCAACAGCAGUAUCACGCAAAGACUUGUUUACACGUAACCUGGACCAAGUUCCUCUGACAGAUUUCUUUGGGAGCGUGCGCAAUGUUGAGCUCACUCAACAGAAGGUCACAUUGAAGCCCCUGCCACCACCAAGCACAUUGCUAAGCAAACCACCAGAAAACACCACUGUCAAGCAGAAGCAAGGCUGGCAUAAAAUUGGCCAAUUUUCAUUCCUUUCAUAGCAGUGCCACAUCAACUUAUGGAAACUCAAAUUAACACUUAGUUUACCUUUGCACAACAACCAAGGAUAGAAGGUCCUUGCCGUUCCGUUGUACAGUCACGCACAAACUGUAAAUAAGCACUUUUAGCAGCCUAUUACUUAAGAUAUUUAAUAAAGAAGUUGAAUUGUCCAAGUGGCAAGAUUCCA
This is a messenger RNA of Dermacentor silvarum, 1400 nucleotides long. RefSeq names its product GPI-anchor transamidase (gene PIG-K). Gene Ontology annotation, cellular component: GPI-anchor transamidase complex. The record is from RefSeq and is a predicted model, not a curated record. NCBI's taxonomy places the organism in Eukaryota, Metazoa, Arthropoda, Arachnida, Ixodida, Ixodidae. Gene Ontology annotation, biological process: protein localization to cell surface; proteolysis; attachment of GPI anchor to protein. The transcript has 9 exons. Gene Ontology annotation, molecular function: GPI-anchor transamidase activity. The coding region runs from base 79 to 1215 and encodes 378 amino acids.